Molecule: messenger RNA, 1574 nt
Organism: Peromyscus maniculatus bairdii (prairie deer mouse)
Lineage: Eukaryota; Metazoa; Chordata; Mammalia; Rodentia; Cricetidae
Gene: Rab26
Product: RAB26, member RAS oncogene family
Molecular function (GO): GTP binding; GTPase activity
Source: RefSeq, a predicted model, not a curated record
CUCGGGUGAGCACCUAGAGCCUUGCUGGGACCUCCUGACUCCGCCCCCGGAGCGGCGGGUUAUUUGCAUGGCUCCGCCUCAGAGCUGCCAUUGGCUGCGGCGGCGGGAGGCCGGGCCUGAGUGGCUGCGCCGCCGGGGAGGCGGGGGCGGGGCAGGCGCCGAGUGUUGGAGAUGCUGCCACUGCUGCUGCUUCUGCUGCUGCUGCUGCGGGACGGGUUCGGGUCCGAGUCUGGCUUGGCGGGCACGGGGCGUGGGACGGCCCAGGGCGCGGUGGCAGCAGCAGGAGCACACUGAGAACCAUGUCCAGGAAGAAGACCCCAAAGAGCAAGGCGGGGAGUGUGCCUGCUGCCUCGACGCUGCCCACCGCCGCCAAUCGGCCCCGUCUGGCAGGUCCCAGGACUGCGCGUCCUGGCCCGGAGGCGCUACCCAACGGGCCCCCACAGUCCGGCCGGCCCUCACUUGGUGGCACUGGAGACUUCUACGACGUUGCUUUCAAGGUCAUGCUGGUGGGGGAUUCCGGUGUGGGGAAGACCUGCCUGCUGGUGCGCUUCAAGGAUGGAGCUUUCUUGGCUGGUACCUUCAUCUCCACUGUGGGCAUCGACUUCCGGAACAAAGUCCUGGACGUGGAUGGCAUGAAGGUGAAGCUGCAGAUCUGGGACACAGCUGGUCAGGAGCGGUUCCGAAGCGUCACCCAUGCCUACUACCGCGACGCUCAUGCACUGUUGCUGCUCUAUGACAUCACCAACAGAGACUCCUUCGACAACAUCCAGGCCUGGCUGACAGAGAUCCAGGAAUAUGCCCAGCAGGACGUGGUGCUCAUGCUGCUGGGAAACAAGGUUGAUUCUGCCCAAGAACGCGUGGUAAAGAGGGAAGAUGGGGAGAAAUUGGCCAAGGAGUAUGGGCUGCCUUUCAUGGAAACCAGCGCCAAGACCGGCCUCAACGUCGACUUGGCUUUCACGGCCAUAGCAAAGGAGCUGAAACAGCGAUCCACGCAGCCUCCCAGCGAGCCGCACUUCAGGCUGCAUGACUACGUCAAGAGGGAGGGCCGAGGGGUCUCCUGCUGUCGACUCUGAACCUGGCUGAGGAAGCAACCCUUGCCUUGUUAAGUUGUAUGGAGUCUUGACCUGACCCAAUGGAUGCCCCUAGUGUACCCAUUUUCAGGACUCUUGAGGCUGAUGCUCACCCCCCUUUUGCCCCAGUGGCCAUCACAGAAAUGGUCUUUUAGCACACAAACCAUGCCACGGCACUCUGCUGCCCUCUUCUGGGCAUUUGUGGCGGAGAGGACAGCAUCAUGUAUUGUGCUGAGCUUCCAAGAAAAGCCAUGCUUACUGCAUACUGUCCAGGCAGGCCGGCUCCACCCAUCAUUCUUUAUGUUAGCCCCAAGGCUACAGCAGCCUGCUUCCUGCCCACUAUGGAGCUCUAAGAGAGGAAACUAGCACGUAGGCAGGAAACCACAGGGCACUAGAACCCAGUCACCGUUCAGCAGGCUGGCCCUUCCCACGUUGUGUCACCAAGCCACAAACUCGAGUGAAAAUCCACCCCCGAAGUCUUUAUUAAUAAAGAUGUUUUCUGGA